This is a messenger RNA of Helianthus annuus (common sunflower), 501 nucleotides long. RefSeq lists its product as uncharacterized. The transcript is spliced from 2 exons. NCBI's taxonomy places the organism in Eukaryota, Viridiplantae, Streptophyta, Magnoliopsida, Asterales, Asteraceae. The record is from RefSeq and is a predicted model, not a curated record. Bases 1 to 501 code for a protein of 166 amino acids.
AUGUCCCUAGAUUUUAGUCAGCGAUUAGGGUUAACUCCAACACCUUUAGAGGUUAAACAUGUAGUAGAAUUAGCCGAUGGUAAAACGAUAGAAGCUUCGCAUGUUCUUUUUGUGUGCAAACUAUAUCUCAUGGGUCAAGUGUUUGAUAUUGACCUUCUUCCUGUUACCCUCGGUAGUUUUGAUAUAUUGCUUGGUAUGGAUUGGGUGUCUAAAUACCAAGCUGAGAUUCUGUGUAAGGAAAAGAUCCGGUGCGAUGGUUUGUAUCAUCUUAGCUAUGCAAGCGCAGAAGUGCCUACGAAAGGGCUACCCUGCAUUCUAGCUCGUGUCACCGAUUCACAACCUGAAGAAAGGAAGAUCGAGGACCUUCCAGUUGUUCGUGAAUUUCCUGAUGUAUUUCCCGAGGAACUUCCUGGUCUACCUCCUCACCGCCAAGUGGAAUUUCAGAUUGAUCUUGCACCAGGAGUAUCCCCGAUUGCUCGUGCUCCAUAUCAUCUUGGAUAG